AAAGCAGAGAGAGAGAGAGUAUAGUGGGACUUUCAUUUGGUUGCUCAGCUCUGGAGUAGUUAUGGCGUCUAAGCUGUGCGAUUCGUGCAAGUCGGCGACGGCGACUCUGUUCUGCCGUGCCGACGCGGCGUUCCUCUGCGUCAACUGUGACGCCAACGUCCACGCCGCCAACAAGCUCGCUUCCCGCCACGCGCGCGUCUGGGUCUGCGAGGUAUGCGAGCAAGCCCCGGCUCAUGUCACGUGCAAGGCCGACGCCGCCGCCCUCUGCGUCACGUGCGACCGCGACAUCCACUCCGCCAACCCCCUCGCCCGCCGCCACGAGCGCGUUCCCGUCACGCCCCUCUACGAACGGGUGAGCUCGGCCAAGUCCGGCACCGUUAACUUCCUUAGCGACCGGUUCGUCUCCGACGACGGAGACGCAGACGCCGAGGCCAGCACCGAGGAGGCAGAGGCCGCCUCGUGGCUGCUCCCGAACCCUAAGGCCGUAGAGAGCCCGGAUCUGAAUUCUGGCCAGUAUACCUUCCCCGAGAUGGAGCCGUACUUAGAUCUGGACUACGGACCAGUCGAUCUGAAGCUGGAAGCGCAUGAACAGAACAGUUCCGGCACCGAUGGAGUCGUUCCGGUCCACAACAAGAGCCCCCAGGCUCCGAUCGUCAACGAGCCAUGUUUCGACCUCGACUUUUCGGCGUCCAAGCCUUUCGUCUACGGCUACAACGCGCACUGCCUCAGCCAUAGCGUAUCAUCGUCCUCUCUAGAUGUAGGCGUUGUUCCUGACGGAAACGCGAUCACCGACAUAUCGGACGCGUACACAACGCCGAUGAACUCUGGAGUGGAUUCGUCGGCGCGUCAUCCGGUGCAGAUAUCGGCGGCAGAUCGGGAAGCUAGGGUUUUGAGGUACAGAGAGAAGAGGAAGAACAGAAAGUUUGAGAAGACGAUCCGUUACGCGUCUCGGAAAGCGUACGCCGAGACGAGGCCGCGAAUCAAAGGAAGGUUCGCGAAGCGGACGGAGGUGGAGCUCGAUGUUGACCGUAUCUCAGGAUAUGGCGUCGUUCCGACGUUUUGAAAACGGCGACGGUGCUGUAAUUGUUUUGUUUUGUCUACUUUUUGAUGUUUUUGUAUAUAUAGUUGUAGUAGGCAACGGAGUUUGAUCGAUGGUAUCACGACCGUCGAUUUUUUUUCGUGGCUUACGUAGUAAUGACUUUUGCUUCUGUAAUAUGACUGAUGAUGAGCAAUUUUUAGCUAUGAAUCUAUAUAUUUGCUGUGCAAGAAAGAAUGGUUUUGC
Morus notabilis is the source of this 1282-nucleotide messenger RNA. Its product is annotated as zinc finger protein CONSTANS-LIKE 4. The transcript has 2 exons. The coding region runs from base 62 to 1063 and encodes 333 amino acids. Lineage: Eukaryota; Viridiplantae; Streptophyta; Magnoliopsida; Rosales; Moraceae. The record is from RefSeq and is a predicted model, not a curated record. Gene Ontology annotation, molecular function: protein binding; zinc ion binding. Gene Ontology annotation, cellular component: nucleus. Gene Ontology annotation, biological process: regulation of flower development; regulation of photoperiodism, flowering.